UCGUGUUUCCGCGAGGAGGACCGGAGGACGGAGCUGGGCCGCCAGCCCACGGGAGCCUCCAGGACGCGCCCACGGGAGGGAUCGUCCCCGCACGGCUGACUGCGAGCUCAUCUCGCGCGGCGCACGGACCCGGGUGCGGGAGGGCGCCGCCGGAGCCCGGCUGCAGGGGAUGGGGUCGCGGCCGGUGUCCCGGACCGAGCGGCGACACACCGCCAAGAUGUGAAAGCAAAGAAGGACACAUGAAAUAACAAAGAUGCUUCGGGGCCCCGGCGCCGGUGGGAUUGAACGAUGGCACUUGUGUCUCCUGGGGUAUAUCGGCCUCAUGUUUGGUAUGUGCCACACUUUGCCUGAUGCUUGCGUUUUCAACGUGGUGUUAAGAAAUUUCCAGCUGAUUUUGUCAUGGGAAUUAAGAAACCACUCUGUUGAACCAACUCACUAUACGUUAUGGCAUGCAGACACGAGAAAAGACAUGGAGGUUGUUCAGCACUGCGCCAACAUCACCAGGCCGUCCUGUGACGUCACGCACGUGUGGGCAGAGAUGUCCGAGAUGUACCACCUGAGGCUCGUCGGGUCCCGGGGGAAUGCCACGCUGGUCAAUUGUUCAGGCAGCAUCUUUCCAGACACAGACAUAACAAUGGAACCACCACGGUUUGAGAUCGCUGGUUUCAAGGACCACAUCAACGUGAUGCUGGAACUGCCCCAGGCCCUGCCCAAGAUACUCACGGCGGGAGGAUCUCACCUACUGCUUUUAAUCGAAGAGCAGUCAGAGGGGAUUGUGAAGAGGCAUGAUCUCCAAAUAAAUGAAGCCACCAAUGGAAAUUUCACUUACGUCCUCGACAAGUUAAUGCCAAACACAAGCUACUGUGUAUCUGUUUACUUCGAUUCCAGGAACUUGGGAAUAAAUAGGUCUCCCUGGAAGUGCACCCGCCUUCCGCCUGCCCGGGACUCAGAGUCCUCGGAACCCGCCAGAAUAGGAGCGCUGAUCACUGUGCUCCUGGUGGCGGUCGUGUCCGUAAGCACCGUGGGGCUCCUGAAGCGGGUCGGUUACAUUUGCUUACGAAACGUGUCGCCCAAAGUGCUGAACUUUUGUAACCAGCCAGCCUAUGUGGUCCCUGAGCUGCCGCCCUUGGAAGCAGUGGCCACGUUGGAGGUCAUUCACGUCCACAGGAAGAAGAAGGUGUGGGAUUACAACUAUGACGACGACAGUGACAGCGACAAUGAGACAGCGGCCCGAGCCAGCGCAGGGGGUUACACCCUGCACGGCCUCGCCAUCAGGCCUCCGCACCCGGCGUCCGGCGGCUCAGCCUGCCCGGAGGACGAUGGGGACCCCGACGCCUGGGAGGACGAGCCGUCCGAGCCGGAGGUGGAGGCCCGGCCCCUGACGGCGCCAGAGCCCAGGUCCUGGUGCGCUGACUGCGCCAGCGGGGCCUCCGAGGGCUGGGGGGCCCCGCCGGCGCGCCCGCCGUUCAGCGACGACAGCAGCUGUGCCGAGAGCCCUGCGGACAAGGUGCUCUUCAACGUGGACUUGACCUCUGUGUUUGUGAGGGUCCUGGACGACAGCAACACAGAGGUUCCCCUGGUGCCCUCUCUUCCAGAAGACACCAUCGACCUGGGUGAUCCCGACGAAAUGGGGACAGGCCUUCCAGUGGCCAGUGGACAGGGCGCCCAGCCGGCCUUCCCCAGCUCCUCUGGGCAGGGCCCGUGGUUUGAAGAGUCUCCUUCUGAUAGAAGUGACACUUCCGAGUCAGUCGUUGACAAUGGCAACAUCGGGGAUGGUUAUUUAAUGAGAUGAACCCCCAAACAUUGGAUUCACUGGCAGCUGCCUGUCCCCCACACCCUGUCCCCUGGGCGCUCCUGUGGUGCGCAGGGGUUCUCGGGGGGCAGGGUGCCCCCUCCCCCUCGUGACGUCACCGAUGCCAUUCCCAGGAUGGGGGAAGGGCGGCAGGAAACCCAGCGUCAUGGUGUGGGCUCUUCAGUGUUCCAAGUGACAGGCCUUGAAGGGAAAAUGCCUGUCCAGUGGCCACACAUUGAUAACGUGUCUGCCUCCGCUUCCCGAAGGAGCAGGGUUCCCUGGGGCUUCGCGGGGUGGGCCGUGGUGCUGGGAGGUCACUGGCGAGGCCGAGGGUGGGCGUGCAGGGGGGACACGGACGGC
Messenger RNA from Pteronotus mesoamericanus, 2152 nucleotides. RefSeq names its product interferon alpha and beta receptor subunit 2 (gene IFNAR2). Gene Ontology annotation, molecular function: interleukin-22 receptor activity; type I interferon receptor activity; protein binding. The record is from RefSeq and is a predicted model, not a curated record. The transcript is spliced from 9 exons. Lineage: Eukaryota; Metazoa; Chordata; Mammalia; Chiroptera; Mormoopidae. Gene Ontology annotation, cellular component: plasma membrane. Gene Ontology annotation, biological process: type I interferon-mediated signaling pathway. Bases 254 to 1792 code for a protein of 512 amino acids.